Molecule: messenger RNA, 6124 nt
Organism: Limanda limanda (common dab)
Lineage: Eukaryota; Metazoa; Chordata; Actinopteri; Pleuronectiformes; Pleuronectidae
Gene: tsc2
Product: TSC complex subunit 2
Exons: 42
Coding region: 368-5992 (1874 amino acids)
Biological process (GO): negative regulation of Wnt signaling pathway; negative regulation of phosphatidylinositol 3-kinase/protein kinase B signal transduction; negative regulation of TOR signaling
Cellular component (GO): cytoplasm; nucleus; TSC1-TSC2 complex
Molecular function (GO): GTPase activator activity
Source: RefSeq, a predicted model, not a curated record
CAGAGAUCCUCGCCUCCUCCACCUCCACCUCCACCUCCGCGGAGGAGACUGGAUCCACGUUCCUCCGUCUCCGGCUGAGCCUGGAGCCCAGAGAGCCGGCUGGUCUGCGGCCAGCAGUGAGAGCUCCACCCCGGGGGACCCCGGACCUGCUGUGGGAGAAGUAAGGAGAAGUCAUCCUGAACCACGGAGCGGAGGAGCGAGCUCGGCCCAGAACAAGCUCCGGGCUGCGGGAACACACACACACACCGAGGCAGGAGGACCCGGCUCGGCUGCAGGAGGACGGAGCUGCGAGCGGAUGAAACCGAGAGAGACUCCGAGGCAGCCGCAGUCCCAGCCUACGUAGUGUGUCGCCGCUCCAGGACGGGCCAUGAAUAAACAAGCAAGCAAGGAGAGUCUGAAGGACAAGGUGAAGGGGAUCUUUGGUCUGGGGACCCCGCGCCCACCCAGCAAACAGAGUGAUAGCAAACCAUCGGAAUUCAUUAUUACCGAAGACAUCAUCAAGGAGCUCCAGCCCGACUGUGGCCUGAGCAAUCGCAUUCGCAUGAUGAACCAUGUCUGCGAACUGGCAAAAACUAAGAAAUUUGAGGAGAGUCAGCAUGCAGUGGAGGCACUCUGGAAAGCUGUGGAGGACAUGCUCACUCCAGAGCAGCCACCUGAGGCCAGACAUGCUGUCCUGCAGCUGCUGAGGGCCAUUAUACAGGGACAGGGCGAGCGACUUGGCCCUCUGAGAGCCUACUUUUUCAGGGUGAUCAGAGAUUACCAACCCUGCAACGAAGACCUCUCUGACAGGCUGGAAGUUUUCAAGGCCUUAACAGAAAAUGGAAAGGACAUCACAUACCUGGAGGAAGACAUAGCUCGGUUUGUCCUCCUGUGGAUGGACAUUGGCCUCACCUCAGACUUUCUGCACGUUCUUGUUAAUCUGGUGAAGUUCAACAGCUGCUACCUGGACCAAAAUGUCUCCACCAUGGUCCAGAAAAUCUGUCUCCAAUGCAACAGAACAACAUCGUCAACAGAUAUUGAGGUAGCUCUACAGGUCCUGGAUGCGGUGGUGUGUUACAAUUGCCUGCCUUCAGACUCUCUCACCGUUUUCAUCAUCACACUCUGUCGUACAGUCAAUGUCAAGGAGUUUUGUGAAUCCUGCUGGAAGCUGAUGAGGAAGGUGUUGGGUACUCACCUCGGCCAUAGCGCUAUUUACACCAUGUGCCGCAUCAUGGAGGAGAGGAUAUACAUGGAGGAUGCACCGCUGUUGAGAGGAGCUGUGUUUUUCGUUGGAAUGGCACUGUGGGGUGCACACAGACUGCCUGCUCUGAAAAACACACCCACAUUGGUUCUGCCAUCUUUCUACAAGGCCAUGUCGUGUGCCAAUGAGGUGGUGUCCUAUGAAAUCGUCCUGUCCAUCACCCGGCUGAUCAAAAAGUACGGCAAGGAUCUGCAGGUGGUCACCUGGGACAUCCUGCUGGGCGUCAUUGAGCGACUGCUGCAGCAGAUCCAGACAAUAGGCAGUGCAGAGUUGAAGUCCAUCGUCUAUGAGCUGUUGACGACAGUAGAGGAGCUGUACGAGCAGAACGGUUAUCAUGGCUCCACAGAGAAGUUCUUCAUUCUGGUGGAGAAAUGUGCUGACAAAAGACCUGAUGCAUCAGUGCUGACCCUUAUCUCGUACAGGGCCCAGUCUAUCCAGCCAGCCAAGGACGGCUGGAUUCAGAGCCUUCACCGCCUCAUGGAGAAAUUCUUCAGGAACGAGACUCGCAGUGUGAUAAGGAUCAAAGUGCUUCACAUCCUGUCCUUCGUUCUCAGCACCAACCGACAGCUGUACGAGGAUGAGCUGAUAGAAAUGGUGGUGAUCCCCCAGCUCAGUGGGAUAGCUGAAGACCGGGACCUGGCCGUCAGAAGGCAGGCCACCCAGCUGCUGGUGGACCUGGCUGAGGGCUGCAAUACGCACCACUUCACCAGUCUAUUGGACAUCAUUGAACGGGUUGCUAGUCGCUCACUGAUUUGUUCAGGGCCCCUGGAGGUUUCUGAGAGAGACCCCAUGGCAGAGUCUCCUAUGGAGGACAUCAGGACUGCUAUACUGGGCUUGCUGGAAAUCCUGCAGAGCAAGCUUUACAGUCUACCAGCCAGCCAUGCCAGUCGUGUUUAUGAGUUGCUUAUCAGCCACCUGCAGCUUCACUAUAAAAACAAAUACUGUUCAGCUAUUGCUUCCAGCAUUAGACUUCAGGUCUUUGACUUUUUCUUGAUGAUGCGAGCAGACUCUCUUCAUCGUCUCGGAGUCCCCAACAAAGACGGAGCCAUAAGGUUCAGCCCUUACUGCUACUGUGACACAGGGGAGCCAGAGAAGCGAGUCAGUGAAAAGAAGCCGACAGGUUCAACAUCUCCUCCUGCUGGUAGCCCAGCCCCCCCAGCCGCUCCUCCCCCUUCAACAGCCUCUAUACGCUCAGCCUACCUGCCCUACGCACCUGCCUUUAAUGUCCUCCUGCAGGGCCUCAAGAUGGAGACAGAUUGGAAGGUGCUGAAGCUUGUUCUGGACAAGCUGACUUGGAUGCUGCAGUACAAAGUGCUGCUGCUGACGUCACCGUGCAGCUUGGACCAGCUCUGUUCUACACUCUGCUGCAUGGUGACAGAUCGUCUGAUCUCAGAGCGCUUGAAGAAGACCCCGGAGGGGUUUUCCCGCACUGAUGUUCAGCUGGCGGUGGUUCCUGUCCUCACGGCGAUAACCUCCUAUCACAGCUACCUGGAGCAGUCCAGACAGAGAGAGCUGGUUCAGUGCCUCGAGACUGGCCUCAUUUACCGGUGUGCCAAGCAAUGUGUAGUGGCCCUUACGAUGUGCACGGUGGAGAUGCCUGACAUCAUGAUCAAGCUCCUUCCCGCUCUUAUUGUGAAGCUCACCCACAUCUCUGCCACUGUUGCCAUGGCGUCUCCUAUGCUUGAGUUCCUCUCCACUCUGGUGCGCCUGCCCCAUCUCUAUGCCAACUUUGUAGCUGAGCAGUAUGUCAGUGUGUUUGCAAUCUCUCUACCAUACACUAAUCCCUCCAAGUUCAACCAGUACAUUGUGUCACUGGCCCACCAUGUGAUUGCUAUGUGGUUCAUACGCUGCAGACUUCCCUUCCGCAAAGACUUUGUUCAGUACAUCACAAAGGGUUUGCGUUCCAACGCCCUGCUGCCAUUUGAUGACGGACACGAGCAGAGUCCCUUUCGUGCCCGAAGCACCAGCCUCAAUGAAAGACCCAAGAGUCUGCGGGCGGCAAAAGUGGCGAGGGCAGCAGCGGCGGUAGCCAAUAGCAGCAGCUCUCCUGUUAAAGAGCUGAGGGACCUGUCAGCCAUGGACGCGUUCCGCUCCCGCAGCAUCAGUGUCUCCGAACAUGCGGUCCGCAGGAUGCACACCUCGACCACCACGUGCAGCCUGGGCUCCGCUGAUGAAAAUGCGACGACUCAGGCAGACGAGGCGCUGAAGACCGUCCACCUGGAGCUCACGGAGACCUGCCUGGACAUGAUGGCACGAUAUGUGUUUUCCAACUUCUCCGCAUUGCCCAAGAGGUCACCCAUAGCAGAGUUCUUGUUGGCAGGGGGUCGCAGUAUGACCUGGCUUGUGGGCAACAAGCUGGUGACCAUAACAACCAGCGGAGGGGUCCGAACACAAGCCCUGCUAGGCCUGGACAUGGCUGAACGUCUGGGAGGAGGAGGGGAAAUGACCAGGUCAGAUCCAUCUCUACACACCCGAAUAACCAAAGAGGCUCCAGCCAAACUGGAGUCCCAGUCAAGCCAGCAGCACAGCAGAGCCACACGCAUUCGGGUUCGCUCCAUCUCAGGUGGCCACGCUCUACGCGCCGGUCCUGCUCAGAGCCUCAGUCCUCUCGUGUCCCCUUCAGAGGGCGAGUUAGCCGCUCCUUUCUCUCCCUCGACCGGUCCCACCCUUGAUGGCCUGGGUCCUCCCUCCUCCAGUUCUGUGGCCCCAUCGACCCCCCCGCCUCUCAAAGACAACCCCAGUCUGGCCGAUUUUGUCCCCAUACUCACACAGGGCUGGGCAGAGAUCUUCAUCCGGAGACCGUCAGGUAACACAAGCUGGCUCAUGUGUCUGGAGAACCCACCCAGCCCCUUCUCCUCUGAGCUCGGCAACAUGCCACUGCAGGAGCUCUCCACUGUCCUGAUGUCGAUGGAGGGAGUGAAGGAGCCUCCUGCCCAGACAACCAGCGCUCCCGCUAGCACCGCUGCCCCCCCGCCGGCGCCCGUCUCAGAGCCCCUCACCCAAACACACAGCGGCGUCGCAGGGAAGGCAAACCUGAUCCAGCGCUCCAACACUGAAUCUGUGGUGGUGCUGGAGGAGGGCUCAGGGAUCGCUGCAGCAAACAGCCCGUCUGAUUGGCCGGAGAGUGAAGAGUUUGAGCCAAUGACCUCUGAUCCCAUCUUCAUGUCUGCUGACAAGUUCACCAAGACCCCGCCCCCUGGAACACUCAGCAGGUCCUCCUCCACCUCCAGUCAAGACGACGAGAAGUCGACUCUGGAGGAAGUAAGUGAGGGAGCGAUUCCCAUCGAUCAGCCCACCAUGGGACCUUCCACACCAGGCAGCCAGGGGCCCGAGCUUCCCUUCCAGAGUCAGUCUCCGUCCCAGGGUCACGGACUUAACAAGUCCAGCUCCUCUCCGGAGCUCCAGACGUUACCUGAAGCCUUCGCCAAGGCUGCUCUGGAGUCCGAGGCGGUGCUGGCAGACACUUUGAGUCCCAGAGUGCCCUCGGAUGGCAAGCCUCAGCAGCAGCAACCUCACUUUGAGAAAGAUAAGGUGGAGGUAAGUGCGGGAGGGGACGUUAAUGGGCUGGGAGGCCAGAGCCAAGGCGCUGAAGGUCCUGCUGUAGCAUCAUCUCAGAGUGGAGGGGCAAGGAUGAGGCUGGAGUUUCCAGCGGCGGUGCCACAGCCUGGACCCAUCUCCCCCGGCGGAGGCCACCGGCCCCGGGGUCACACCAUCUCUGUCUCGGCCCCCUCCUCCAGAAGAGAGAGGAGGACGGACAGAGACUUGUACCACAGUCGGCCAGGACCCAGCACCACUGAGAAGAUUUCUGGACUGAGUCCCAGCUUUGUCUUCCUCCAGCUGUACCACUCUCCUUUCUUUGGGAAUGAGGCCAACAAGCCGCUGCUGCUGCCUAAAACUCAGGUGAUCGACCGAGCUGUGAAGGUUCUGGACCAGAUGCCUCCUUACGACACCCAUAAGAUCGGAGUGGUGUUUGUAGGAGCUGGUCAGGUUAACAAUGAAGUCUCCAUCCUAUCAAACGAGUACGGCUCGAACCGCUACGCUGCCUUCCUGACAGGCCUGGGCAAACUAAUCCACCUGAAGGACUGUGACCCGGACCAGAUCUUCCUCGGAGGCCUCGACCAGUACGGAGACGACGGAGAGUUCACCUACUGCUGGCAUGACGACAUCAUGCAGGCGAUCUUCCACAUCGCCACACUGAUGCCAAACAGGGAGAGCGACAAGGGCUGCUGCAACAAAAAGCGUCACAUUGGCAACGAUUUUGUCAUGGUUGUGUACAAUGACUCUGCAGAGGAAUACAAUCUCGGCACAAUUAAGGGCCAGUUUAACUUUGUAGAAGUCAUUAUCAAACCACUGGAUUUCGAAUGUAACCUGGUCACCCUCCAGUGCCGCAAAGACCUCGAGGGCUUAGUCGACACAACAGUGGCAAAAAUCGUUUCAGACCGCAACCUUCCACUCUUAGUCAGACAGAUGGCUCUGCAUGCGAAUAUGGCCUCUUUGGUGCACCAGUACAGAGCAAACCCUUCAGAUGCUUAUGCCUCCAAGUGGCUGGCGAGAUUACGACACAUAAAGAGGAUCAGGACCAGGGCACAAGAAGACAUUCAGUCUCGCUCGACUCCCGGCAUCUCGCUGACCCAAGGACACACUCAGCAGAACAAGUCGUUUCAGCAGAGCAAUCAGGCCCCAAACCCUGAAACCUCGGGGCAGAGAAAGAGACUUGUAUCAACAGUGGACGAUUUCACAGAUUUUGUUUAAUUACAUUUCUUACCCCGGCAGACGCAAACACACAAACGCCUGCGCACACACACAUGCGAGCAUCCACUCAUGACCAUAGACAGGGUGUGUUUGUGUGUUAACGUGUGGAAUAAAAAGUGACCAUGGACAAAA